Molecule: messenger RNA, 4258 nt
Organism: Homarus americanus (American lobster)
Lineage: Eukaryota; Metazoa; Arthropoda; Malacostraca; Decapoda; Nephropidae
Gene: Mmp1
Product: matrix metalloproteinase-16-like
Exons: 13
Coding region: 223-1596 (457 amino acids)
Biological process (GO): proteolysis; extracellular matrix organization; collagen catabolic process
Cellular component (GO): extracellular matrix
Molecular function (GO): metalloendopeptidase activity; zinc ion binding
Source: RefSeq, a predicted model, not a curated record
AGCGUUGAGCGUCCCAGAGUGUGGACCUUUCCUCUCUCACACACCACUACGGCUUUCGACGGUAGACGCCUGUACCUCUACUCCUUCGAAACUUCACUUUUUUCUCAUUAAUUUUACACACACACCAAGACUCUGUAGCAGGAGGAGGAGUAUUUAGUGUUUAAACGUUUAUACACACGGUGGCGAGGAUGGCGAUCUGGACAUCAAUUCUGGGGGCAGGUGAUGGGGGCGAUAGUCUCUGCUACCCCAAUCAAGCUGCAGAUUGGCGGCACGACUUCUGCCUUGCUGUACUUGACCAGGUUUGGUUACAUGGAUCCUAAAGUUACCAACCCUGAAUCAGGAUCACUUAUCUCUGGGGAGACUGUGAGAGAUUCUAUCAUGGAAUUCCAGGCAUUUGCUGGGCUAGAUCAGACAGGAGAGUUGGACGACGAGACCAUUGAGAUGAUGAACACUCCUCGUUGUGGUGUGAAAGAUAAGAUUGGCUUCGGUGCCAAUGCCAGAAAGAAGCGUUAUGCUCUGCAAGGCUCAAGAUGGCGUGUCAAGGAAAUCACUUACAGGAUCACCAAGUACCCUAAAGGUCUUCUGAGGAACGACGUUGACAGAGAGAUUGAGAGCGCAUUCCAGGUCUGGGCAGAUGUGACUGAUUUGGCAUUUAGGGCCGUGUCUACUGGCAAGGUUCACAUUGAGGUUCGUUUUGAGCGAGGAGAGCACGGUGAUGGCGACCCCUUCGAUGGUCCCGGAGGUACACUGGCCCACGCUUACUUCCCCAUCUAUGGCGGUGAUGCUCACUUUGAUGACACUGAGGCUUGGACCAUUAAGUCUUACAGAGGCACAAACUUGUUCCAGGUAGCAGCGCACGAGUUUGGUCAUUCCCUCGGCCUAUCCCACUCUGAUGAAAAUAAGGCUCUCAUGGCUCCCUUCUACCGAGGUUAUAAGUCUAAGUUCACUAUGGACGAGGAUGACAUAACAGGCAUCCAGGCACUGUACGGGAAGAAGACUACCCGGCCUACCCCUCCAACACAGCGACCCCCUACACCCAGUGCUUCAGAUAGUGGUAGUGGAGGCUCUUCACCAAGCGAGUCCUCUCUCUGCAAGGAUUCAUCUAUUGAUGUUAUUGUCACCUUGCCUGACAAGGAGACGUACGUGUUCAAGGGAUCUCAGUACUGGAAGCUCAUCGACGAUGGAAUUGCACCCGGUUACCCCAAGCUAAUUUCAGAAGGCUGGCAGGGUCUACCAUCUAACCUUGAUGCUGCCUUCACCUGGACCAAUGGCAAGACUUACUUCUUCAAGGGAAACCAGUACUGGCGCUACUCAGGUCUGAAGAGAGACGCAGACUACCCUAAGGAUAUCCAAAAGGGCUUUUCUGGAAUCCCUAACAAUAUCAAUGCAGCUUUUGUGUGGUCUGGAAAUGGCAAAAUAUACUUCUUUAAGGGUUCGGAGUACUGGCGCUUUGACCCUGCUCAGCGACCUCCCGUAAAAGAGAGCUACCCCAAGGAUAUAUCUAACUGGGAAGGUCUUCCUAACAAUAUUGAUGGCCUUCAAUACUCUAAUGGAUACACGUACUUCUUUAAGGAUGGACAGUACUGGCGCUUGUGAGCCUUCCGUAUAGACACAGCUUCCCCAGAGUUCCCUCGCCCAGCAGGCUACUGGUGGUUCGGCUGCCCUGCCUCAGGCUCUCAGAUGCAACAUGAUAUCCAGAAUGACCGAGCAGACAUCAUGCCACCAGCGGCAGCGAGAGAUGGAGACAACGAGGACGAUAGCUUUGACGUUGACGGUUCAGAUGGUGAUUUACCGGUGAGCCCCAACGUCAUAAGACCUCGAGUGGCAGGAGCUAGAAGCCAGGGUUACCAAGAGAGUGGCGCCACCUACACCGCCCUCACCCAACCAAUGACUCUCAUUCUCACACUUUUCAUAACACUCCUGCUUAAGGCAUAAACCAAAUGAGUCUUGUUAAUUUAAUGCUAAAGUUUAUCUCUGUUUAUAUCGUCAUUUUACUCUCUUGAUGUCAAAUUUCUUAUAUAAAUUAAUACUAAAAUCUUAUUAAUAAAUUGUCACCAAUAAACUGUUACUUGUCUCUACCAUUUACAGUACAGGAGUUUGUUGGCCGUAAGUAACAUUGUUCAGGGAUACAAAAAUAUACAACAGUUUUUUUCUGAUGUUGAAUGAGGGAACAAAAUACAGUAGAUACAAAAAUAUACAAUACUGUAUUUCCUCCUCUGGUGUUGAAUAAAAUUAGGCAAAAAUAUAAUUCUUACUUAGCAUGUACACUGUCAGCCAGAUCUUCUCGAACACCUGGGCACGAUAGAUGUUAGAAUGGGGAUUGUCAUCUGGGAAUGGUUUCAGUUUCUUCGUUCAUUUUUUCAGAUUUGUGUUGAGAAAUUUCUGGCUAGUGUACAUUAAAAUCUUUGUUAACAGUAAGAACAGGAAAAACUGCUAAUUAUUACAGGAUUACAAAUUGUUAAGGCUACAUUGUGGAUAUUACAUCAUGACGUCUUCGUGGCUUGUUAACGAUCUUGACAAAAGGCAGAAUUGACGAGAGAUACCGUUAGGCAAUACUGUAAUCUUGGCAGUGCAUUUAGAGGCUACGGAGAAUGACUUGGAUAAUGAUGGCAGGGGAUAAUUUAAGGAAUUUUUAGGAAUGGCAAGGGAAAAUUUAGGGAAUUUUCAAUAGUGUUUUGACAUUUCUUUCCCUAAAAUAGUCAAUUGAAACACAAAAUUCAUGGUGAUAUACCUUGUUACCUGAAGUGUAGACUAUGUGUAGACUAUCCCUGUAAAAGCCAUGUUGGUAUAUCUUUUGCUACCUGAAGUGUAGACUAUGUGUAGACUAUCCCUGUAAAAGCCAUGUUGGUAUACCUUUUGUUACCUGAAGUGUAGACUAUGUGUAGACUAUCCCUGUAAAAGCCAUGUUGGUAUACCUUUUGUUACCUGAAGUGUAGACUAUGUGUAGACUAUCCCUGUAAAAGCCAUGUUGGUAUACCUUUUGUUAACUGGAAUAUAAACUACCCCUCAAAGAGCCCAUAAACUGCCAGUUGCAUCUCUCUCUCUCUCUCUCUCUCACUGCCCCAAGUUUUAAAAGAGUAUGAUAAACAGUGCCUCUGUGAUUAUAACCAUUGACUUUGUUGGUGUGCAUGUUGUUAUUACAGUGAGGCUUCCAUCUUAAGGACCGAAGAUUUAAUGGAUAAAGUCACACAUAACGAACUACCGUAUCCUCCCUCGCAUACAGUACCUGUAGUUCGUUAUAUGGAGGUUUCACAUAUAAUGGACUCCUAUACCCUCUCCCAUAAUGUCCGUUAUAUGGAGGUUUCACUGUAGGUACUAUGGUCACUAGUAACUAGUGACUUAAGUAAAACAUAUGUGAUUUGUACAUGAGAAGUGAAAUGUACCGGAUGUCCAAAAUUAUCAGACCUGUUAUAAACCUUAAUAACUUCAGAAGUAUUAUGAACGCAACACAGUUUACUAGGACAAGGGAAGACUUACGAGUUGUUCCUCGUGUAUAAUAAAUCUAGAGUAUUUUACCUAUAAUGUUUUCGAGGUAUAAUGCUAAUCAAGUAUAAUAAAACCAUCAUAUUCUGUCUAUAAUAUUUCCGAGGUUAUUAAGCUUUAAAAUGGGUCGGAUGAUAUGAUAAGGACACCCUAUAUUACUCAGCAUGUAUGGGGUCUGUCUGUAAUGGAACGUACAGUAUAGUCUGUCUUUUUUUUAAAGCGUUCGAGUACUAUGCCUCAACUCACUAUGCAUAUGACUAUAAAAAGCAAACAUUUGAUCUCUUAUUUCCAGUACAGUAUGUGUGUGUGUGUUGUUUAUGUGUAUACAAUGUGUCUUGCCUGAAAAUUGUUUACUUGUUAAAAUUCUAAUCCUUGUGAAAUGUUAGGAAUUUUUUGCUAGGAUUUAUGACCGAUGUUCAAAAGUUAAUGAAUGUUUUAUCUGAUACACAAACUAUUCCUCAAGGCAUUAAGCUUUGUUACUGUACAACAAAGCAUAAGUUAUUGUUAGUCAUGUAAGCAUAUAAUUUUUUUCUGUAUAUAUUUGUACAUAAGUAUUGUUAAUAGGGUUUUACAUACUACUGUAAAAAAAAAGAAGAGAAAAAUUGAGGUGUUCAAAAUCAUAACCUGCUAUCCGCCAGUGGUCAAUAUGGUGGACGGAAAGUCAAGAUUCUGAAAGCCUUAAUUAAUCUCACGUCCUGUUAGCUCUGUUUUUUUUUCUAUAAUUCUCUCUUCUUAACAAAAUGCACUAUUAGUGAAUAAAUCUGUUUUUAUAUAA